GGACAUAACAACAACAACUAUUUAAGUAAUGCAGACUGCUAUAAUCUACAAGAAAAAUGUUGGACACAGUGUAAUCCUAUGCCAACAGCUAAUGCUUUAAUGGGCAUUACAAGUAGAGGAAAUUAUAUACAUUUAUUAGGCGGUUGUGCAAAAUCCAAAGGUGCUUACAAAAUGAAGUUAAAUGAUUCAAAAUGGGAUACGCUACCUGACAUGAUCAACGCAAAAGUGUUUGCAAAUGCCGUGACUAUUGGAAACGAUUUAUUUGUUGUUGGAAAAAAUACAAACUGGUGUUUAAAAAAAAAUGAAGAAAGACCUGACGGAGUCUUUUGUGAAAGAUAUAUUGCUGAAAAAAACACAUGGCAAGAGAUUGAGUCAUCAAAUACACUAAGCGACUAUGAUCAUAUAAUUUGUCUUAAUGAUGCGAGAUUGAAAACAUUUAAUAUUAACAUAUCAUAAAAAUGUAAAUAUAAUAUACUAUGAAAUUAGAAAACAAAUUUUUUUAAAAAAAUUAAUCAAAAUUGAUUAAUACU
Adelges cooleyi (spruce gall adelgid) is the source of this 530-nucleotide messenger RNA. RefSeq lists its product as uncharacterized. Bases 79 to 456 code for a protein of 125 amino acids. NCBI's taxonomy places the organism in Eukaryota, Metazoa, Arthropoda, Insecta, Hemiptera, Adelgidae. The transcript is spliced from 2 exons. Gene Ontology annotation, molecular function: protein binding. The record is from RefSeq and is a predicted model, not a curated record.